This is a messenger RNA of Microsporum canis CBS 113480, 2493 nucleotides long. RefSeq lists its product as hypothetical. The record is from RefSeq and is a predicted model, not a curated record. Gene Ontology annotation, molecular function: zinc ion binding; DNA-binding transcription factor activity, RNA polymerase II-specific. The coding region runs from base 1 to 2493 and encodes 830 amino acids. Gene Ontology annotation, biological process: positive regulation of transcription by RNA polymerase II; aromatic amino acid catabolic process. The transcript is spliced from 5 exons. NCBI's taxonomy places the organism in Eukaryota, Fungi, Ascomycota, Eurotiomycetes, Onygenales, Arthrodermataceae. Gene Ontology annotation, cellular component: nucleus.
AUGUCCACCGCUGCUACUACCGGAAAGGUCCAUAAGCGAGCGUACCAGGCUUGUAUUCCGUGUCGAGAGCGAAGGGUUCGUUGCGACCUAGGCUCGGUCGAUCAGCCACACCAGGGGCCCUGCGGUCGAUGCCGGCGGGAGCGCAAGCUCUGUCACUUCUCUGCCACGCGAGGGAGGAAGAAGGGGGCUCCUGCUUCCACUCCUGCGCCCUCUGGGCCUAGCGACCUCAUCACUGGUACUACUGCUACUGCUACCACCGCCACCACCGUCAGCGCUACCGCCGCGGGCAUCACCCCUACCCGGCCGUGGGAGGAGUCGACCAUAGCCGUUGCCGGCACUCCGGCAUCUCUGUCGGGGGUUAUAACCAGUCGUCCGGGCGAAAGCUCUGCCAGUCCCAUUGCCGUACCUGCAGCUAUAAAACGGGAGCACUCUCUCCAGCAUGUUCUCUCACAGGAUACCCCGCGUCCGGCCACCCGCGGGGACAAGACAGCGGAAAAGCUGCUCAGGGAUGCCGCCUACACCUCUCAUGACGCCCUGAAUCUGCUCUUUGAAGCCGGCAGACAUAGUGAACGGGUCGCCAGGUCCGACCAUAACACUAACGGAGCCCCCUCCAGCAGACUCGGCCCCAUUCCCACCAGGGAGCUAAGGCCGUCUGCCGCCCCAAGUCUUCAUGACCCCGCCCCAGAUUUUCACCCCUGGUCCAACCUACGGUUCGUUCGCACCGGGUUGAUCACGGCCGAGGAGGCCUUUGAUCUGGUAAACUAUUUUCAUACCUACCUUGCCCCUUUCACCCCAAUUGCCUCCUCUUCGUUCCAGGACCCAUCCAUGCAUUCAGAGUUGCUUGAGGAGGAGCCCAUUCUUGCCAUGACCAUACUCAUGUUGGCCUCUCGAUACAUGAAACUGUCUGGGCCCGGAUCAGUCUCCAGAUCUUACAUGGUCCAUGAGCGGCUCUGGCAACAUUUACAAGGAAUGAUUUCCCGCAUGAUCUUUGGCCAGGAGCAGUUUACUGGUGGCACACAUACUCACGACCCUCCAGAGGCCUCUAACCUCUCCACUCACGAGUACCCCCUCGCCGGCUCCAAUUUUGGUAGUCUGAGGACACUUGGCAGCUGUGAAGCACUGCUAUUGCUCUCUGAAUGGCAUCCUCGGUCCCUUCACGUUCCCGCAGGAGAUGACGGAGACAGCAUUGUUGUGAAAGAUGACGUCCGAAGGACAAUAGCAAGCACCGCCGGAAUAGGGGGUAGGAUACGUAUCGAUUGGCUGGAACCGGUUUGGAGAUCGGAUCGGAUGUGCUGGUCUAUGCUGGGAAACGCCCUCGCCUUAGCCGUGGAGCUUGGUAUCUUUGAUGAAUAUGACAACACCACCAUCGGAGCGCGUGAGUCUCGGAGAGACAUUUGGAAUAACCCCUUAUCCAGCCAGCGGGCGCAUCUUGUCCAGCAUUUGCUUUGGGUCUACCUUACCCAAACGUCCGGCCGACUCGGCAUAAAACAUGGUGACACGAUUCGCUGUUGGGUCGGUGUUGCCUCACUGAUGAAGAGGGGCAACGAGCUCCUAUUCCCUUCCCGCGAGCGAACUCGAGAAAUCGUCAAGACAGGCGAAUACCUGGCUGUCCUUCGUGUCCUCAACCCGCUCUUACGUGAAUGGCAGAAAGAGUUUGAUCGUGCAAAGCUGUCAAGGCAAAUGAGGUCCAUCUUGACAAUCGAGUUCGGAUAUGUACGAGUAUACAUCCAUAGCGUUGCCCUCCAAGCCGUUAUCGAGAAUUAUUAUCAUGUCAUGCACGAAGGUGGUGGUAUGCCUGAGGCGAGCUUGCUCGAACCCUUUGAGGGCAACAGAGAGUAUUUUAUGGAAGUCAUUGCGUCAGCGAAAUCGAUAUUACAAACCGUUGUUGAGGACCUACUUCCAGAUAACCAUCUGAAGCAUGCUACUUCUCUCGGCGCUAAAGACUUUGAGACGUCAGGGUCUUUGAGCCUCGUUGAACGUACGGCGGACGCGCUCUGUACAUGUGUGGUGGAUGAUGUUCAUUUGAGCAACAGAUUUGGGGAACUACUGCAUGCUCUUGCCGCAAGCUUGCGGAACAGAGUAGUGCAAAUGACGGCAAGUGAACAACCAAGCGGAAGUAUUACUCCCAAUACUCUGGCUCCACAUCGUCAAUAUGCUCAAUCUUUUGAAGGUGAUAUUACAAACAAUCAGAUGAUGGUGUGUGGCCCUGGCUCCUAUCAUGAAUUGUCCAUGGGUCGAAUGGGACUGGAGGACCACUCUAUCGCUGACCCAGUGUAUGACAACUGCCAGGCUGGCUCUUCAUCUGCUACAGCGGCGGGCACGCCUGCUUACUAUGCCAUGAACCCGGCAUCAGGAUUAAUCGAUCAAGUGCAGAACGAUCCAUUGAUCAACUUUGCCGGGUUGGGCCCCAAUCAACUUGGUUGGUCCGGUGGGCAGGACUUCUUCGAUAUGCUUGGUCCUUUGCUGGACGUACAGUACGAGCAAUACAAGUAG